AUGGUCUCUUUCUCAAGCCUCUUCGUGGCUGCCUGUGCUGCUGUCAGUGCCUUUGCGCUUCCCAGUGACUUGGAAAAGCGAGAGACCAUCACUACGAGCCAGCAAGGAACCAACAAUGGCUACUUCUAUUCUUUCUGGACCAACGGUGGUGGCAGUGUUUCCUACACCAACGGUGCAUCUGGUCAAUACAGCGUAAGCUGGACCAACUGCGGAUCUUUCACCUCUGGUAAGGGCUGGGCUACUGGCAGCGCACGCAACAUCAACUUUUCCGGCUCUUUCAAUCCCUCUGGAAAUGCCUACCUCGCUGUCUACGGGUGGACCACUGGUCCCCUCGUCGAGUAUUACAUCAUGGAAAGCUAUGGCGAAUACAACCCCGGCGGAAGCAUGACCUUCAAGGGAACCGUGACUAGCGAUGGAUCAGUCUAUGAUAUUUAUACCCACCAACAGGUGAACCAGCCUUCCAUCUCGGGAACUGCGACUUUCGAUCAGUAUUGGUCCAUUCGUCGCUCCAAGCGCAGCAGCGGAACAGUCACUACUGCCAACCACUUCAAUGCUUGGGCUUCUCAUGGAAUGAAUCUUGGAUCACACAACUACCAGAUUGUCAACACUGAGGGAUAUCAGAGCAGUGGAUCCUCGAGCAUCACCGUUUCAUAA
Penicillium robsamsonii is the source of this 654-nucleotide messenger RNA. Its product is annotated as glycoside hydrolase family 11 protein. The coding region runs from base 1 to 654 and encodes 217 amino acids. The record is from RefSeq and is a predicted model, not a curated record. Gene Ontology annotation, biological process: xylan catabolic process. Lineage: Eukaryota; Fungi; Ascomycota; Eurotiomycetes; Eurotiales; Aspergillaceae. Gene Ontology annotation, molecular function: hydrolase activity, hydrolyzing O-glycosyl compounds. The transcript is spliced from 2 exons.